AUGCCUCAGAACCCAAGAAAACCUUUUGAAGUUGCCAUUAUCGGCGGUGGCAUAGCGGGAAUAACUCUGGCAAUCUCCCUUCUCGAACGGAAUGUGCCCUGCGUCAUCUACGAGCAAGCCCACACGUUUGGCGAGGUUGGUGCUGGUCUUGGGGCUUUUGAUAAGGUGGUCAGUGGCAACAUGUGGGAGUCCAAGAAGGGUAUCCUGUUCGAAUUCCUCGACGGUAUGGAUGACACGACCGACAUCACACCUCGAUUCACCAUCAGAAACUCCGUGGGGUUGCGGGGCUGUCACCGUGGUCAUUUAGUGAAUGAAUUAUUGAAGCUUUUGCCGAACGAUGUGACUCGCUUCAACAAGCAGUUGGAGCGCAUCGAGGAACCACAAAGCCACAGCUCGGGCAAAUUGCGAAUGGUCUUUCGUGACGGCACCGUGGCCGAAGCUGACGCUAUCAUUGGGUGUGAUGGAAUCAAAUCUCAGAUGCGCGAGAUUGUUGUUGGCCAAACUGAUCCAUCCGCCAAAUGUUCCUAUACGUACAAGUACGCAUACAGAGGAAUGGUUCCGAUGAAUCAGGCGGUGGAGGUACUGGGAGAGGAAAGAGCUGUCAACGCCACUAUUUGGACGGGUAAAGAUAUGCAUAUGGUGACCUAUCCGGUUGCCCACGGAACUGUCUGCAACGUCGUUGCCUACCGCUCGAGCACCAGUGACUGGCCGAGCGACAAUCAGUUGACUUUUCCUGCUCAGAAAGGGGAUUUGCUGGAGGAUUUCAAGGGCUUCCGACCGAUGCUGCUCAGAUUCAUGGAAAUGCUUGUGUCAUCAGAAUUUAACGGGGAGCAGUGGGCCAUGUUCGACCUGGGAGACUACCCUGUCCCGACUUUUGCCAAGGGUCGAAUGUGCAUCAUUGGGGAUGCAGCCCAUGCGACCACACCGCACCAUGGCGCAGGCGCAGGAUUGUGUUUCGAGGAUGCCGCUGUGCUUGCAUCGCUUCUAGCUGACGACAAGGUGCAAACAAGCACUGAUAUUGAAGCCGUAUUUGCUGCAUUCGACACGAGUAGACGAAAGAGGUCGCAGUGGGUCGUCCAGAAGUCCAGACGGGGAGGCGACUUGUACGAGCUCCGAACGGAGGUUGGAAACGACGUUCAGAAGAUGGCUCAAGAGCUGAGGGAAAUUUUGGCUGUCAUUUGGGACUUUAGUAUUGAAGAUGCUAUCGGGGAAGCCCUAGAUGAUCUGAGAAACUGUCUGGUUGUCAAGGCUGAACGAGCAAACAUCUAG
Ilyonectria robusta is the source of this 1269-nucleotide messenger RNA. RefSeq lists its product as uncharacterized. Gene Ontology annotation, biological process: secondary metabolite biosynthetic process. Gene Ontology annotation, molecular function: FAD binding. The transcript has 4 exons. Bases 1 to 1269 code for a protein of 422 amino acids. The record is from RefSeq and is a predicted model, not a curated record. NCBI's taxonomy places the organism in Eukaryota, Fungi, Ascomycota, Sordariomycetes, Hypocreales, Nectriaceae.